GCGUGAUGUCGCUAAUGCCUCGUUCAUAGCAGCCAUGGCUGCUUUUUUUUUGUUCGAGGGCCCCCAGGCGCCGCUGGUGUCCACUCCUGUGAACAGGAAUGUCCUCCCUCUUGUACGCCGUCACGCUUGUCUUCUCCUCCCUCCGGUUUCACCUGGAGCAGCCCCAUCGCUCGAUGUGCAUGAGGCGCCAUUAGCACCGUCGAGAUUGAUACUGUGGCUCUCCCCAUCUCCAGGUUCCUGGUGCAACUGACACUCGCCGUUUCAAUCCGCCAGAGCGAAUGUGUUGCAUAGUACUUUUGUGCCUGACAGUAGAGUGACUCCCACUGGCACGCCGCGAAGAUCGCUCCUGUUUCUCUCUCAUAUAUUGGCAUACCCCUGGAAGCCGGUGGGUAACACAGAACGACACAGCUUCCAGCCCACCGCCGCGGAUAUCUGCACCUACUAAAGACGCUGCUGCCCUCGCUGAAGCAGCUCGUGGACGACUUGCUGCCGCCGAGUCUGCUGUGGAAUCGACCAUCCAAUUGAAAAGCCCCUGCUGCUAGUCACGCCGCCGACUGUCACUCAGAAACACAGUUCUACGCACAUUGGGCGGGGAAGGAGAACAUCGUCCAAACACACCGCUGAGUAGCCUCGAAGAGCACGAUGAGCAGAC
This is a messenger RNA of Dothidotthia symphoricarpi CBS 119687, 652 nucleotides long. RefSeq lists its product as uncharacterized. The transcript has a single exon. The record is from RefSeq and is a predicted model, not a curated record. Bases 35 to 250 code for a protein of 71 amino acids. NCBI's taxonomy places the organism in Eukaryota, Fungi, Ascomycota, Dothideomycetes, Pleosporales, Dothidotthiaceae.